AUGUCCGCCCCCGCACAAAAAGAUGACGGGCCUACCGACACUUCGCCGGUCAUUAGCGCCGAGACAAGUCCACCACCAAAGGCACCGCCAGUCACCAAACCGCGUCGCAAACUUCCCGGAUGGUUGGAUCAUUUCAAUGCGCGCGACUUGAAAGUGCUCUUUCGCUGCACUGUAGCAGCAUGGGUCGCGUCGCUCUUGGUCUUGAUCGGCCCAUCUCUGCGUGAGAUCGGGACCGCAACUUUCUUCGCGACACUGGUGCUCUUCAUAGUACCGCCGACCGGCAUUGUGUUCAUCUUCAUUUUGGGAACACUGACGCUCAUCUUGGGAAUGGCUACUGGAUGGGCAUGGGGCGUCAUCACUAUGAAGGCUGCCCAGGCGGCGCGACCUGCAGCUGAGACUCAGGCUAGAUUACAAGCACUGGGCCAACAGGCGUACAGCCAGGCCAAUGCAACAGGCCAGGCCGUUGCAGUUGUCGAACAAGAACUUGUCUACAGUGGCUUUAUGCUAGAUGCGCGCGUUACUGCAGUCUACUAUUGCCUGAUUUGCCUCAUGGUCUACUUGCUCGCCCGGCUCCGAACUAAGAAUCCUAAAUUUACCUUGUUUCAGAUCUUUGGUACGAUCAUUAUGGACAUCUUCUUGACUAUUGGUCCACUACUUCCUUCGUUUCAGGGAACCAUUGCCAAGGUAUUGAUUGAGCCUGCUGCCAUUGGCAUUGGGAUUGGACUGGCUUGCUCAAUACUCUUAUUUCCCAAAUCCACUUCUUCCACCGUUCUCGAUGGCUUUGAGGGCCUUGCACGGCUGGUCAAAGGCCCAUUGGAUGUUACCGCAGCCACUCUAUUUGAAGAUGAAUCCCCUGCACUGACUGAUCUGAUUAAGCUGAAAAUGAAAGCCAUUGAUACAUAUAAGAAAAUUAUACCUGCCCUUGGGUUCCUGCAGCUAGACUUUUCCGUCGGUCGGUGGGGUGCUGAUGAUAUCAAAAGUUUACAGGAACCCAUGCGACAAGUUGCACUCACUUCCUUGUCACUACUGGAGUUUCACAUUGCACGCAUCGGAGGCGAAGAAAAGGUUGAAAAGCUUCGUGACAUCUUGGUCGACGACGAGCAUUUUUCGAGAGAUGCAAUGGACGAAAAACGGCCGCGCUCAGCUGGCAUGCGCCAGCUGAUGGAAAGCGUUCGUCUUGUGCGAGCAUUCCGAACUCCCGAACAUGAAUCUCUUCAAUUGGAAAUGUUCGAGGCAGUCCGAGUCCCAAGCGAAAAGAUCGUGCCAGUCUGUCAAGAGGCUGCAACUGCGGUUGCCGAAGCCAUCCACGCCAUCAAUUCUUCUCGUUGGUUUGGACGACCGACAAAGGAGCAAAUUGACGGAGACACUGCACGAAUCAAGUCGAUUUUGGAUACACUCAAGGCUAAGCGGUCAGCCUUUGCCUCCGAGUUCACAGAAAGCCUCAUUCAGACCAAUGCGGAUAUCUUUGACGACACUGGCAAAUUGAAGGACCUUGAUGAUACAACAGUGCAACGAGUGCGAGCAAUCUCACUUGCCAUGGUUUUUGAAGAACAUCUUCUCGGUGUGGCCGUGGCCUGGGAACGGGUACUGGAACAAAUCGUCGCUCUUAUGACAGAGCGCCAAAAAACCCGCCUUUGGCUCCCCAAGGGACUGCGAUAUGCCGUAUACUGGGUGCUCCGAAAGAAUAGCGUUGCACCUGUUAUUGUGAACCAGGAAUCUGUUGCUGAUCCCGAUGCGGUGGAGGCUCAGUCCAAAGCAGCUCAGCAAAGUCUCCGCAUAAGUCGGGGAUACCGAGUCAAAAAACGCAGCGGUCUUGGACGCGCGAUAAUUGGUACCCAUCACUGGCUGAUCAACGCAGAUGGUAUGUAUGCUCUGCGCAUGGUAAUUGUCACCAUUGCUCUCGGUAUCCCUUCGGCUAUUCCGUCUAGUGCAGGCUUCUUUUACCGCGAAAAGGGUCUUUGGGCACUGAUCAUGGGACAAACUACGCUCGUUGUAUACAUGUCGGACUUCAUUCUCUCAGUGAUAUCUCGUUCCAUUGGAACUAUCAUCGGUGGAGUGGCCGGGCUGGUGGUUUGGUAUAUUGGCUCUGGCAAUGGAGAUGGUAACCCCUACGGCCUCGCAGCAGCCUUGGCAGUCGUCUUUGUCAUGUUGAUGUGGGCACGCAUAUUUUCACCCGUGGCUGUUUUGCAAGCUACGAUAAUGGGUGGUGCAACCUUUGUCCUCGUCGUUGGAUACAGCUACGACGAUACGCACAUUGCAACUUAUGGAAACCCCGGUUAUGGAUACAAUGUUUUCUGGCGACGACUCCUUCUCGUUAUUAUCGGGUCCGCUGCCGCCUUGAUCGUCCAGCUCCUCCCAAGUCCACCAUCCGCAUCACGACACAUCUGCAAAUCGCUCUCAAAUACCAUCCGUUCACAAUCUGACCAUUACGCCUUACUUCUUUCAUGCUGGGGCAAGCCUGACCGCGUCGAAGGCCUAGUAGCCGGAGAACUCGCAUUCAACACAGCUGGCACCAUCAGCGCCCUCGAUGGACCCAUCGCGCUUCUAAAGCUGGAGUUCUCCAGCUCCCCCUUCGACAGCGAACGCCUCGGACAAGUCAAAUCCCUCUGCCAAGAGUUGAACCAGAAUCUCGCCCGUCUGCUAUACUUGUCUGCCUCGUUACCCGAGCACUUCCAAUCUCGCCUGGCAAAAAACUCCGGCCUCCUUGAUCACCGCAACAUUGGUGAAAUCAUGGCCGUCCUGGGAGUUGUGGAGCAGGCACUUAAGACUGGGGAUCCUUUGCCCGAAGUAUUGCCUACGCCUUUGCUCAAGCGGUGCUUUGAAUUCUGGCAGGAGCAUCAGGCUGAGAUUACUUUGACCAAGGAUCUUAUACGGGAUGAUGACUAUCGCAAGUUCUGUGUGGCUGUUAGCUCGUACCUCAAGUUUUUGGCUGCGGUUGAUGAUCUUGUUCUUGUGAUGAAGGGCACGCUGGGUGAAUCUCAUAUAGUGAGUCGGGAGUUGUUGCACGAUUUGGUUGCAACUGUGUAA
Penicillium pulvis is the source of this 3027-nucleotide messenger RNA. RefSeq lists its product as uncharacterized. Bases 1 to 3027 code for a protein of 1008 amino acids. Lineage: Eukaryota; Fungi; Ascomycota; Eurotiomycetes; Eurotiales; Aspergillaceae. The transcript has 4 exons. The record is from RefSeq and is a predicted model, not a curated record.